This is a messenger RNA of Patella vulgata (common limpet), 1489 nucleotides long. RefSeq names its product epididymal secretory glutathione peroxidase. Lineage: Eukaryota; Metazoa; Mollusca; Gastropoda; Patellidae. The transcript is spliced from 3 exons. Gene Ontology annotation, biological process: response to oxidative stress. The record is from RefSeq and is a predicted model, not a curated record. Gene Ontology annotation, molecular function: glutathione peroxidase activity. The coding region runs from base 284 to 820 and encodes 178 amino acids.
GUAAACAGCACCGGGAAGCUACACAAUUCGCGAUAGAACAUAUAGAAACACAAUGAAUAUCAAAAAGUAUGGGGGUAUUCUCCCAUUUCUUUUUGCAACCACCGUGUACGCUGGGACGUUUUUCUCGGUGUGUACCCCAGAGAAUGGGAAAAGCGUCGGUGACAUUGCUGUUGAAGAUUGGGAGGGUAAUGGCAAUCUAAACCUGACCAGUAAGCACCCGGGACGUGUCCUUAUGGUGGUUAAUCUAGCCACUUUCUGAGGGUUCACCCACCAGUAUAUCCAAAUGAAUGCAAUCUUACUUCGUUUAGAUGCUCUGUCUAUCGUUGGCUUUCCUUGUAACCAGUUCGGCCAUCAGGAACCAGCUGAUAACAGCACAGAACUGUAUAACGGUCUACGUUACGUCCGACCAGGCUCCGGCUACGUUCCCAGUUUUGACGUGAUGAAGAAAAUCGACGUAAACGGUAAAAAGGAGGCACCGCUUUAUACAUUUCUAAAGGAAUCAUGUCAGCCUCCCAGCAAGGCCUCAUUUAAUAAAUUUGAGAUGUUCUCUGACCCUAUUAAGCCGCAUGAUAUUACAUGGAACUUUGAAAAGUUUCUUAUUGACGACAGUGGGCGCCCUGUUUUCCGUUUCUUACCCCCAGUGGAACCAAAUGACCUUGUGGAUUUGAUUAGAAAAAUGGCGUCCGGAUCAGCAACAACUGCACAAUUAAAACGACAAUUACUCAAAAUAGACAAAAUAAAUAAAGACCGUGCUGCUAAAGUAGAAAAAAGAGAAGAAAUAGAAGAAAUAGAAGAAGAGAAAAAAGAAAAUAAUGCAUGACUAUUAGUAGCUGGAAAUUUAAAUAUUCUAUUUUUUCUGUUUUUAAAUGUUAUCGCCUUCGAAAAUCAAAGAUAUUAAAAUCAGGAUCUGCACUUGGUUCCUAUAGAAAACUGAAUGUGAAUUUUCGUAAUAUUUGCCUAAAGACAAAGAUGUGUAUAUUGCAAAUUAUUCACAAGAUAAAUAUUAUUCAAUUAAUAUUUUUUGAUAUUGUAAAUCAAGCCAACGAAUUUUCAAUCUAGAUCUAAGAUUUUUCUAGCAACUGGGCCCAGGUCAAUUUAUAUGAUUCGGCAAAAGAAUAGACCUUCAUUAAAAAACAAAACAAAACAGAACAAUCACUAGUUAUUAUACACAAGCAGGCCUAAACUCUUAUCAUUAUCUUUGUGUUUGAUAGUCAUAUAUCCACAAAUCACACUGUCAAUUAUUUUCUCGUUUCAUAUUAUGAUAAAACAGGACGUAAAACGGCCAUCGUAUUGAAAUCAUAUCAUCAUCUUUAUGACGUUUUUUUCAUCUAAACAUGUCUUAUCGACCAGGGUGAAAAGCUGAUAGCGACAUGACGUCAUAGGUUUUUGCAUUCGGUCUAUGGUGUCAUUAGCGAUGGUGAUUUGGUUUAGAUUUGACAAGCCGUUUUAUUAUCAUGUUUCUAAUAAUAAAUCUUUAUUCUGUAUUUAA